GAUGCUUGCGCCGCUCCGGCCGCGCUCGUCACGUGGUGCCUCUGCGCGGGGUCAGCGGGGGUAGGCGUCGGCGCCCGCGGCAGAUUGUGCCGGACAGCUGACUGCGGAUGGGCAAAGCGCGGCUCCAAUGCACUCGUCCACUGAGAGAUAGCUGCUGUCGGGCCUGAUGGAGCUGACCCGCCGUCAGCUGGCCCUGACGCUGCUGCUUCUCUGCGGGGUCAGCCGGGUCAGCCCGGGCGAGGCGCAGUCAGGUCAGACGCAGGUGACGGCGGCGCCCGGACGGCCCAGCGAGCCGGCCACGCCGCGCCGGCAGUCGACGCCAGCCGCCACCGGCGCUCCCGACUCCGGCCGACAGAGGCAGCCGCAGAGGUCUGGCCAGCAGCGGCAGGCGGAGAGUGCGGACAGGGGCCGGCGCCACCGCGGCGAUCACUCCAACGACCUUGCGCUCUGGAUCGACCCCAAGCAGAUCGAACAGUUCUCAGGCUACCACAUGCAGAUCCCGGUGAUCACCGCCGGCCGGCUGCUACCGCAUAUCAUGGACCCCAACUUCGAGCGCUAUCUGCCGACGAUCCCCGCCGAGGUUGGCUACGUCAACUUCACGUGGAGCUCUGGGCGGCGUCGUUACAACUACAGCUUCUUCGAGCUGACGUCAGAGGACACUGCAGUGCUACGGCCGCCCAGCGUCUCUGUGGACAGAACGGGACGCAUCCCGAGAAAAGCUCGUACGUUCUCGAUCGGGCUGCCGUGUGUGGGGAACGUGUCGGGCGCCGUCCGGUUCACCGUCGGCCUGGACAUCACGACCCGACGGGGACGGCGCGUGCGGGGCCUGCCGCUGCGGCUGCGGCUCAAGAAGGAGUGCAGGAUCAGCCACGGACCUGACCCCGAAUGCGACAAACGCUGCGGCAACGGCGGCUUCUGCAACGCCGGUGGCCAGUGUCAGUGUCCGCUCGGCUACAUGGGCAAAUACUGCAACACGGCGCUGUGCUACCCACAGUGCAUGAACGGCGGGUCGUGCGUACGGCCUGGACAGUGCGAAUGUCGGCCCGGCUACCAGGGGCCGCACUGCGAGGGAGGCAUUUGUCACGAACGAUGUUUGAACGGCGGCAAAUGCAUACAGAAAGACACAUGCAACUGCAAAAAAGGUUAUUACGGAGCGCGCUGCCAGUUCAGCAAGUGUCUGAUCCCGUGUCAGAACGGCGGCCGGUGCCGGGGCGUGAACCAGUGCCGCUGCCGCUCGGGCUACACCGGCCACCACUGUGAGGUGGUGGCGCGCCAGCGGUGCCGCCGCUGCAGGCACGGUCUGUGCGUGGCGUCGCGCUGUGAGUGCAGGCGCGGCUGGCUCGGCCGCCGCUGCAACAAACGUAAGCGGGGCAGGCGGGGCCGCCGCCGCCACCGCGGCCGGACGCGGCGUAAGCAGGCAUGAGGAAGGCAGCCGGCCAGGCGCAGAGGGCGACCACGGCAGCAGAGGAGAAAGAAGCCCCGCAUGUUCGUAUAGCGCUUGUUGUAGGCAGCACUGGGGACAUCUGCCGUCGUAUGGCGAAGCUGUGUCCGUGAGCGCCGCCGCGGGUGGCGCUGUCAGGUUUCGGCGACAUGCAACCAGGACUCUUGAGAGGUGGAAACAGUAGCAGGCGAUGCACGUUGUGGCACGCUGCUACAGGUGACAGGGAUCACCGUCGUUAGAGCUCUGAGCAUCGAACACGUGUGGAGGCAUUCGGCCGACUACUGCUGACAAGUCACCAGCAUUUAGGCCCCGAUGAGCUUGUGAACAGUGAGAUCACAACGGACGCAUCCAGCUUGUGUGGAUGCCCUCGCGUCCAGAUCUGCAUGCGUUUGCGAAAUUUAGGUGCGUGUGUCGCUGCACAUCGCUGCACGAUAUGCAGCAUAUAAGUAUGCAUUGUAAUUUAUUACAAUUUGCAAUGUGCAUCAUGCGAUUGUGCACUUUGUGGACUGAAGCAAUGCUGAGAAAUGAGCUAAAGUCAAAGAAAUGCAUAUAUGGUCUUCAUUGUGCAAAUGCGAGAAUGUUUGGACAAGGCAUUGCGUCACACUGGGUUUUAUGAGAACUUUAGGUACUUGUUAACUGAAACCAAUCAUGCCUAACAUACCUUGCAAAAUCACGCAGGUGUACUCACACGCUUUUCAGACUGUGCCACCAUUUUGUUUUCUUGCCACUUUUUAUGACGGAAUCAGAAAUUCCAUCCGCUUGAGGCAAAUACGAUAUUUAUAGGCGUUCCUCAUUUAUCUCAUUUCUUGUUUUGCACAGAUGGCCUGAACUUUCCCACCAUGCACCACUCGUUUGUCGACUGUGAUCAUUGUAUUGCGUUGCACUGGUUACUCGGCUUUUGCUCUGUGCUGUGGAGUAAUGCAAUUUUGCAUGCACAUCGUCUUUGAUGGGGAAUGUGAAACCAUGAACACUUGAAAAUUAUAUCGCAUUAAAGAGUGAACACCAAUAUAGGAUAAUGGUCUGCGGCAUCCUGCAUUCUAUGCAUUUCACUACAUGGCUUUGGUGCAGACUUCGUUCAGGCGUGCAAAUUGCUGCACUGUUUUUGACACCAUUCGCAGCUAUUUGUUACAGCUGUUAUCUUCUGGAAGGAGAGUGAAAGACGCUUACGUCGUCACGUCACGUUUCAUGCCCGAUGCAACUUUACUGAAAUCAGAGCCUUUGCGAUGCGGCAUUUGCGGCAUUGGAUAAUUUGGGUUCAGUUUGUUUUUAUCCAUAAUUAAUCGGUUAUUUCGUGUCAUCAAAAUUGGGGGCUUAUUGAAAACCCCAACAAUUGCAAUCGCAGACACCUAGCGUUUGAAAAAGUACAAAUGAGCACACAGUUAAACGGUUCGGACCCUGAGACUCUAACCUAAAAAUCAUGCCCAUCUGCCAAAACAUUUGCAUGUCUCUGUCGGCCACGUGCUGCGUCGCAGUAAUGUUUGCAGACGUCUCUGUUUUAAGCGGCAUCUUUAUGGGCCAGCCAAUAGCUAAGUCUGUUAAUUUGAGUGAUCCCAUCCUGUCUGUGUUGCUCGGCCCCCUUCUUGUCAGCAUCACGUUUAUCGAUUUGCUAAACCAGGCUGCUGGGCUCAUCUUUGGAAUUUGCUGCGAGAUGAAGUGGAUACUUCGACUCUUCGUAAUACUUGCCGUGACUGCGUUCGUGACAAGAUGCGCAGCAGUGCUUAAAAAACCGGUGGUGACCGUGAAAACCGCGCCGUUCCUGGGCCGAUCCUGGACUUCGACCAACACACCUUACGACCAGAUGAACAGCGACAUCAAGCGCUACCACGUGCGCCUGCCGUCCCAGGUGCGGAACACUGCGUUAUACGCUUUCGAGAGUAAGCUGCACUGCUGUGGCGUCAAUGGACCCAAGGACUACAUAGUUACCAAAUCCAGCGCCUGUUACGCCAUCCCUCAGUCAACGGACGUGGCGAAUAACUCGAUCGCUAUUCCUAGUCCAUUCAAGAAAAACUCCAAGGACCCUGACUCAGGCUCGAAAUCCAUGCCGCCGUCGAAUACCGCUCUAGAGACAUCUGUCGGUGCAGCUCGCAUUAAUAGUUUUGUAGACAGCCACCAGGCAGCAGAAGGGCCAUCCGGUCGGGGCUCGGGCGGAGGCGUGUACCACCACGACGGCUGCAAGAGUCGUGUCACGAAAGUAUGGGAGGGGGCCAAGAUCUCGUUUGACGCCACGGUUACAGCCAUAUUCUGGAGUUUUCUAACUAUAGUACUCACCAUUAUCUGGAGUGAGUGUUGGGGAGACGGUAUGUUGACUGGCAUGAGCUGGGGCAAAGAAUGAGCUGUCUCCUACUUCUCGGGAAAGAGCGUCCCAGUUCUCAUUUAAAUAAGAAAUCGACACAUUCUGAGCCGAGUCGCGCCAAGACUGUUGUCUAUUGAUGUCUUCUAAAAUACGCUGUGAGUGUUGGCCUAUUUGUAGUACUACAUCUCGUCUGAUUAUUCAUAUUUUGUCCAGUGAAGGUCUGUAUUCAAUAAAGCGCGAAUAGCUAAGUUUCGAAGUGAG
Molecule: messenger RNA, 3995 nt
Organism: Pollicipes pollicipes
Lineage: Eukaryota; Metazoa; Arthropoda; Thecostraca; Pollicipedomorpha; Pollicipedidae
Product: protein shifted
Exons: 10
Coding region: 167-1423 (418 amino acids)
Biological process (GO): anatomical structure development
Cellular component (GO): cell surface; extracellular region
Molecular function (GO): signaling receptor binding
Source: RefSeq, a predicted model, not a curated record